CAAUGAUCCAUUGAAACAGAAAUAAAAUCAUUCAAUUCCCACAAACCAAAAUCUCAGUUCUAAAUGCUUCUGUUAAUGGAACAAGGUGGAGAUCAACAACACGAUAAAGAGGAGGAGGUAGUGGUGGUGGUGCAACUCCAUGCAGAGAGAGGGGCUUUCUCACUGCUAGACCCCGUGACGGGAGGACUCUCCGGUGGCCUCUAUGACAAGCCGCUGCUGUGCUUCGGUUGCGGGAUCGGAUGGUUUUCAUUCCUCAUGGGGUUUGUGUUUCCUCCACUGUGGUACUAUGCCACAGUUCUCUAUUUUGGAAAUUAUUAUCAUAAAGAUCCAAGGGAGCGACCAGGCCUUGCAGCAUCUGCAAUUGCAGCCUUGAUUUGUUCAGUUGCUGUCAUAAUUUCCCUGCUGGCUAUGUUCUUGUCUUAGCAGUUUCUCUACCAAAGGAAAUUUCAGGAAAUACGGUCAUUAAGAUAUGUAAACUAUUUCCCUUUGUUUUCCCUUACACAGAAAUUCAACUUCAACCAUGAAUUGACUGAACAUUAGAUGACUCCCUGAAAACAUGGAGUGUGUAAGUUUCCUGUAAUCUUGUGAAAAAUUCUAGACAUGCCUCUAUGACAAUAAAACAUAAUAAUUUUCCAUAAUGUUUUAGCUUUCAUACUCCACAUUAAUAUACCUGAUAGUGUUUUCAUUUACUCAGAAGGAAGAGUAGAAACAGAGCCACCGCUCAAGAAACAGAAUCAAAUUUGUAAUUUUAGGUGGG
Molecule: messenger RNA, 757 nt
Organism: Vitis riparia (riverbank grape)
Lineage: Eukaryota; Viridiplantae; Streptophyta; Magnoliopsida; Vitales; Vitaceae
Product: 60S ribosomal protein L18a-like protein
Exons: 4
Coding region: 64-423 (119 amino acids)
Source: RefSeq, a predicted model, not a curated record